CAGCCCAUAGCAGGGCUCGGCUUUUUUCUUGUUUUCAGUAGCAAGCAUGCUUAUGAUUGUGCCAGAGCACAUUUUGAACAACACCAUGGGAAUUUCGGAUUUUACACAGGUGGUUGGAUGUUACACUCUGGAAAUGGAAGGAAGAAAACGACCCUGGAAUGAUGAGUGUAAAAGCAAAGAAGAAAGCUCGGACUUCUUUCGGGGCUACAGCCCCGCCCUUCAUUGACUACCUGAAAGAUAUUCUACGUCGAUAUCCAGAUGGUGGACAAAUUUUGAAGGAGCUGAUUCAAAAUGCAGAUGAUGCUCGAGCUACAGAAGUGGUAUUUAUCCAUGAUGAGAGAAGCUAUGGGACUGAGAGCAUUUGGACUGAAGAACUGGGAAAAUAUCAAGGUCCUGCUCUCUAUGCCUACAACAAUGCUGCAUUUACUGUUGAAGACUGGCAAGGAAUUCAGAUGGCUGGAAGGAGUGUGAAGCGUGAUGACCCAAGCAAAGUUGGGAGGUUUGGAAUCGGCUUCAACUCUGUUUACCACAUAACAGAUGUGCCAAGUAUAUUGAGUUCAGAGCAUCUUGGCAUGAUGGAUCCCCAAGAAAAAGUAUUUGGAGAGAGAAAUGGAGGGUUUCGGUGGUCUUUGGAUGAUUCUGAAGACCAAGAAGUUCUGCUGAAUAUGCAUGAUCAGUUUCAACCAUUUAGAGAUAUAGUCUCACUUGUAUGUGAACAUGGAUGGUCAAAAGUUGUCAUGGAGGAUCAGCACUUCAGUGGGACAAUUUUUAGAUUUCCUUUACGCAAUGAAGCAUCAGAAAUUUCUGAUAAUCUGUAUGACUCAGAUAAAGUGGUUGAGCUUUUUGAUAGCUUCAUUGCAGAUGCAGAUUUGAGCCUCCUCUUCUUGAAAAAUGUCACCUCCGUGUCCUUGUUACAUAUUAGUGAAGAUGGAGCUGUUAACACCAGACUUGAAGUGAAAUCCUCAGUCCCCACAGAUGGUGUUUUGGAGCCAGAAGAGGAGUCAGUCAUUGAGGGUCUAACAAGGUUCAAAGUUAUAACUGUGAGUUCAAAAGACCAAAAAGAGACAAAGUGGCUUCUGACAACAUGUACCAUGAAAGAGGGCGUUGUAGAAGAUCUUGAUUUGCUUACAAAGAAGUUGAGCUUUUUACCUCAAGUUGACCUGGCAUUCCCCUGUGGUGAGAAGAGAGACUGUAGCCAGAGCAGACUGAGCUGCUUUCUCCCCCUUCCAAACAAUGAAUCCAAUAAGACAGGACUCCCAGUUUAUGUCAAUGCAUGCUUUGGCCUCACAGACAAUAGAAGACACAUCAAAUGGCAAGAGGAAGACCAGAGACAUGAUGAACAUGCUUUGUGGAAUGAAAUGCUGAUGAAGAAGGUGUUUCCACAAGCAUACAUCAAGAUCAUUCAAGAUGCCAUUAAACUUGCCCAAAACUCUAUCCUCCCUGUUUCCUCUGUGUACAAUCUGUGGCCAGAUCUCACUCAGAUACAACACAAAGAAAAAUGGCAUGCUCUCACUCUGGAUGUUUUUCAUCACUUAUUCAGACAGAAUGUGGCCAUCCUCUCUCUUGCUAAAGAUGAAAGACAGUUUAUCUCUCCAUCAGAAGCUGUUUUCCCCUGCAAUGGCCCAACAAGCACCAACAUAUUGUCUGCCAUUAAAAGGGCUUUAGUGUCAUGUGGAGAAAAUCUUGUCACUUUACCAGCUAGUGUUGCAAUGGUUAUAAAUGAGGCCUACCCAAACCCUGCUACCCUAAAACAUGUUACUCCAGCAUUCCUCAGGGCCAUUCUCCACAGGACCGGUGUGGAUAACAUCACCAAAGAUGACAAUCUCAGUCUUUUGGAGUACAUUUUGGGUGAUGAACAAUACAAAGAACUUGAGGGUCUUCAGCUCCUUCCACUCAGUGAUGGCUCUUUCAGAUAUUUCUCAUACAGAGAGGAAGACACUGCUUUGAUUGACAGCCAUGAAUUUCCAAGAAUCUUGCUGCCAUUCUGCAAUCACCUCUUUAUCCCACACAAUCUCACUCCUGUCUGCAGUACCCAUCUAAUACAACUAGCCAGAAGAAGUUUCUUCAGGGUCAUCAGUAUUGAUGCAUCCCAUGUAGCUGAAUAUGCAAGACGAUAUUUGCCACCAGACUGGAAACAGACAGGGAAGAACCUUGUUGCAUGGGAAAACAGCAACAGUCAGCAUCCACCUUUAGAUUGGUUUCAAGAAUUCUGGAGGUUUCUCAACAGUCAUUUUAAUGAGUUAAGUCCUUUCACUGACAUACCUCUAAUACCAGUUAGUCCUCUGUCUCACAGUCAAACUGUAUCAGUAGCAAAACUACAGCAGGACACAACUCUGAUCUUUCAGAAAAACAAGCAUUUGAGUUUGCCAGACCGAAUAGCUCAGUUGGUGAACAAAGUUGGUGGCACAGUGGUGAGAGGAAAUGAGUGGCUCAAGCAUGAAGACCUUGACUCAUAUGUGCUGUGCCCAUCUCCAAGGAGUGUUUUGAAGGUCUUGAUUAAUUUAGAUUUCCAACAUCUCUUGACAGAGCUCACAUCUGCCUCUCACACAGCACGCAACGAACUGAAAGAUUAUCUCUCUUAUCUGGAUUCUCUCUCAAAAACAGAGAAAGAUUUUCUAUUGAAGUUGCCUUUGUUUCAAACCAUGAAAGGAUUCAGUGUUGCAGCUCAAUCGAAACAAGCUCUGCUUCUGAUCUCAGGCCUAACAGUACCAACAGAGCUCCCUGUGCCUGAUUCCAUAAUCCAGUGUUCUACUGAGACUGACCGCAGACUGUUACAGCUGCUCAAAGUUCAUCUCUUGGACACCGCCGAAGCAGCCAAUGUUCUUGUUGACAGCAUAAGGAAAGGGAAUUGUAGCAAUGACGAAACUAAAAAAACAAUGACUUGGGUUUUACAGCAUGGUAAGGUGCUUUUCUCACAAAACGAAUCCCUGAAAUGUAGCUGUAAGGACUUGAGCUUCAUUGAGGUGAAUGGACAGCUGAAAAAGGCAUCUGACUUUUUUGAUCCAAGAGUUCAGACUUUUAAAGUCAUCUUUGAGUCAGACUUCUUUCCACCGCCUUCAUACACUCAUUCACUGCAGAUGCUGGAAAGCUUAACAGAAAUCGGAUUACUGAAUAAAGAGAUAGAUGUCUCACCUGAACAUUUGCUACAUGCUGCCACGUUGACUGACAAACUGUGCAUGAACUCACAGACUGAGGCUCUGAGAAGAGCUCAGGUUCUGUUGGAAAUGUUGGAAAGUAAUGAUCUACUGACAAAGUUUUCUCACAAACAACUUCAUUGCCUCAAAAUGCUUAAAUGGAUCCCAUGUGAACAACCUGGAAGUAACCAACAAUUCAGUGAUAAAUCUCAGAAGUAUUGUUUGUUUUGCCCAAAUGAAAUAAGACAUUCUGUGUAUAAGGACAUUGUUGGACAUGUAAUGCCACUAACAGGGAAGCUCAGUGACAGAGUUAGCAACAGACUUGGUCUCAAAGACCUACCACCAUCUGAAAAAGUGAUUGAAAAUCUGUCAGUCUUGAAAUCAAAAGCACUGGAAAUGGUUAAUCCUGACACAGAUGUAGACUUCAAAAGACAGCUGCACAGCAUUUACAAACACAUGCAAGACAAUGUCUCUGUAUUUGUUACAAUGAUG
Molecule: messenger RNA, 3626 nt
Organism: Haplochromis burtoni (Burton's mouthbrooder)
Lineage: Eukaryota; Metazoa; Chordata; Actinopteri; Cichliformes; Cichlidae
Product: sacsin-like
Source: RefSeq, a predicted model, not a curated record